GUGAGCUUGGACUCCUUCAUGACUGUGGGACCCUCGUCUGGGACUUGGGGGAGGUCAUUGUGCCCUCUCUAGGUAGGUAGCAUUUCCAGGUGUGUGGGGUGGAGUACCAGCAGCAUGUGCUCUGGGCCUUGGAAGUGGGACCUUUUCAGGCCAGAAAUGGAGAAGAGAUGGAAGGUGGCACCAUGGUCACUCCCAGCCUGCGACAGGCCAGGUCUUAAACCCUAGUGUCCCCAACCCACUCCCAUGUAUUGCACCAGGUCCCUGCUGCCUCAGGAAGGAACCUUCCAGGUCCCAAGGCCCAGCCUCUUGCUCUUGGUCAAGAGGCAUAGCUGUUGCUGAGCCGUGUGACAGUCAUGGCACAACCGUGGCAUUGCAGGUCAUAUGGCCAAGCUGCAAUGUGUCUGCUGAAGCCCAGGUCCUGGAAGGCAGCAGUUGGGGCUGUGGGCCAGGCCAGAGCUCUUCCUGCCACUGAGUCGUGUCUCCCCCCGCGCCCCCCCCCCAGCUGUUCUCACUCAGCAGGGGUCAUGCAGACCUUCACACGGGGGUGGCCUUGCUGCAGAAUCAAUCAUGACUCUCCUGAAACCUGUCUUCUCUGAGAGGCCCUGGCCACCCUGUCUAACGUCCUGGGUUCCCCGUCUUGGUCCCACCUGGCUAUUGCAUGCUCUGCGUGACCCACACCCUAUCUUGUCCCGUGCAGGUAAGGUGCCAGGUGACGAUUGUCCGCUGGUCUGGGGCCAAUGCUCCCACUGCUUCCACAUGCACUGCAUCCUCAAGUGGCUGAAUGCGCAGCAGGUGCAGCAGCACUGCCCCAUGUGUCGCCAAGAAUGGAAGUUCAAGGAAUGAGUGGCCUGCACACUGGAGCCCAGCGGCCAAGACGGGGUGAAGCAAGGACUGGAGCUAUGUUGUUUUUGCAGUCACGGUGUUGACACUUUUAUCUAAUAACUAAAACUCAUUAAACUGCCUGAACCUUGCUA
Miniopterus natalensis is the source of this 974-nucleotide messenger RNA. Lineage: Eukaryota; Metazoa; Chordata; Mammalia; Chiroptera; Miniopteridae. The record is from RefSeq and is a predicted model, not a curated record.